This is a messenger RNA of Truncatella angustata, 1185 nucleotides long. RefSeq names its product WD40-repeat-containing domain protein. Gene Ontology annotation, molecular function: protein binding. NCBI's taxonomy places the organism in Eukaryota, Fungi, Ascomycota, Sordariomycetes, Amphisphaeriales, Sporocadaceae. The coding region runs from base 1 to 1185 and encodes 394 amino acids. The transcript is spliced from 3 exons. Gene Ontology annotation, cellular component: nucleus; transcription repressor complex. The record is from RefSeq and is a predicted model, not a curated record. Gene Ontology annotation, biological process: negative regulation of transcription by RNA polymerase II.
AUGCAAAAGGGUCUUACACGAGACCAUUUCUUCGAAACCGAUGCUGAAGCUCGAAGACGAGAAAGGCAAGCAGCGAAGGCUGGUAACAAAAAUGGCAACCCCAUCGCUUUGAAGUCAAAGCCAUUAGCCGCCAUUCUUGAUAUCGACUCUCCAUCCGCCUUGUUCAUUGCGGAAUCCUCUGGCACUGUACGGAGAGUCAUUUUGGAGACUCAAGACACGAAGCAAGUCUAUCGUGGUCCCACCGCACCGGUAACCUGCGUGGCCGUUGGAGGACCAGAGAAACAAACCGUAUUCGCUGGGUCAUGGGACAAAGACAUCUGGAGCUGGAAUAUCCCCUCCAAGACCCCUGGCCGAAAGUACAGCGGCCAUUCGGAUUUUGUCAAGGCCGUCGUCUGUACAAAACUGGGUGAUAAGGACGUCAUAAUCAGUGGAGGCGCAGACAAGAAGAUCAUAGUGUGGGACAUUACGACCGGCUCUCGAUUACACACCCUCCAGGACCAGACAGCUUCGAUGAUGGCCAUUCAGCACCUAGCAAUCGAUCCGGCCCUAUCAGGAACCGAUGAGGUAACCCUCGUCAGUGCGAGCAGUGACCCGCAUAUACGGCGAUGGCGCAUCCGACUAGACUCGGCAGAACAGAUUAUAGACACAUUGCCGGGCGAAAGUGAGGCCCGCCAUGCCAUCUUGGAGCACGAGACUACGGUAUAUAAGGUGCUCUUUGAUCAAGAGGACGAUGAGGUAGACUUGUGGACUGCAAGCGGUGAUGGUACGGCAAAGUGUUUGUCACGAGCCAAGCAUUAUGCUGUUGAGGAUACUAUUGAGCAUGGCGAUCAUGUGCGCGCUGUGGCAUUGACCGAGCAUUGGAUCAUCACAGCAGGUCGCGAUGAAGACAUAAAAGUCUGGGAUCGCGCGUCUGGGAAGUUAUAUUGCACAAUGGACGGGCAUUAUGACGAAGUUACGGACCUGGUCGUCCUCCCCGGAGCCACUGAGCAAGUAGCCUCGGUCUCCCUCGAUGGGACGGUAAGGACUUGGUCCUUGGACAAGAAGGAGCUUGACAAGAUUAACGAGGAGAAAUUGGAUCUGGCGAAUGGCGUUCAGAAGGAGGUUCCGGCUGAGGAGAAGGAGGGAUUAAUGACCGCCGAAGAAGAGGCCGAGCUUGCAGCCCUGCUAGAUGAGGACGACGAUUAA